Messenger RNA from Cynara cardunculus var. scolymus (artichoke), 5854 nucleotides. Its product is annotated as protein RST1. The coding region runs from base 39 to 5570 and encodes 1843 amino acids. Lineage: Eukaryota; Viridiplantae; Streptophyta; Magnoliopsida; Asterales; Asteraceae. The record is from RefSeq and is a predicted model, not a curated record. The transcript has 25 exons. Gene Ontology annotation, biological process: regulation of post-transcriptional gene silencing.
CCACCUUUGUUUCACCGGUGAACUCUCGAUCAAGAACGAUGGAUUCGUUUCAUCAUCUCCUAGAGAGGACUCGGCUACCUCAGCCAUCACUCCAGAAACUUGCGGUUGUCUCCAUAUUCGAAAAGCUCCGAUUACCAACUACACUCAAUGGACCCGAAUUCGACCCGGGAAUGCAGGCCGUUGCUCAAUGUCUGAACUCAAAUUCGCCGGCGGUUGUCGACCAAUCGGUCCGAGAGCUUUGCCUUUUUGUAAAGGACUCCAAAUUGGAGGUUUCUCGGGGGUUGUUGGAACUCCAGUCAGCCCUCGAAGGCUCUGAUUCGCGCUUUGUUAACGUGUUCGUCAAAGCUAUAGGGUUUAUUGUUCAAUUAGGGUUCCAGAAUGACAAUGUUUCAUUUCGCUUCCAUUCUUCUGAGGCUCAUCCGUUUGUUAAGGUUCUUUCUUGCGGAACAGAGGUUCAAUCCGAGCUAGUGCGACAGGUGCUUAUAUUUAUUAUGCAGAACAGGCCGUUGGGAAUGGAGGGAAUUUGUGAAUUCUUAAGACCCUUCUUAAAUUUUUUGGUUAUACAAACGUCAUCUUCAGCGACAAUGUCUUCAUUGGCAAGGAACCUUUUAUCCUCGAUAUCAUCGCUAUGUUGUUCAUUUCCUUUGGAUGCAAUUCCUGUUUUCAAGUUGUUGAUGGGAUGCUGUAAAUAUAUGCAAUGCAACAGUGCAGAAGAUCUGACUAAUGUUUCUUAUCUCAUGGAGACUAUCGUGGAUGCAUUUAUUGCGGUUUUGAGCCACCUGGCUAGUACAGGGAUGCGGAUUCAUGAUGCACAAUUAUGCGGAGCAGAACUUUUAGAGAUGAUCGUUUCCACUAUUCACAAGUAUUCUGGUGGGGAAGAGUGCAUAUUUGACAUGUCAAGGCGCUUAAUAGUUGUGCAGUCAGAGCUUGGCUUGAAAUUUAUACCUGAAGCAUCAUCUGUGAUGUUGUCUUUGUUUUUUAGCCUCAUUCAGUCAGAGAUGGAACACAUACAGUUAUCAAUAUUGAAAUUGGUUCUCAUUCUUAUGAAGUGGAAAAACAGCAACGAGAAUAUCGUCGAUGUGCAUGAAGAGAUUUUAUUUGUUUUUCCCACCAUCAACCUCAUGUCAUCUCCGUCCAGAUAUGUUAAAGAAGCAGCAUCUGAGUUGCUUAUUAUGUUACGAAGGCUCUCUGCGUAUUUAUUGGUUAAUCCAAUAAAUGAGUUGCUCAUGGAAGAGAGAUUUCCACGAAUCGGCAGAUUGGAAGACAUCAUAUUUCGGGUCUUCCAUCAUUUGUGGUUUCAGGAUCAAACUUCUUCUUCUGGUUCUUUCUAUCUACAUUGGGUAUCCAAUGGCAAUAAAAAUGUCAAAGAAAAGCAGCAUCCACUGAAAAGUUGGACGACCUUAGUAACAGGGUAUUGUCAAAGGAUGGUUGAAAUACAAAAGUCAAGCCUUCCUAGGUCUCAGUCCCAGGAGAUAUUUCUACGUGAAAUUCCGCCUUUACUUGCUGCAAUUGCCAGUGUUCUCAUUUUGCAUCCUACAUUAGGGAAUUCUGCAGUAGAUCUCCUGGCUCUUAUUGGCAAUAUGGAUCCCAAACUUGGUGUUCCACUAUUUCUAGUAAUUUUAUUUUACCUUAACAUAUUCUCUGGUAAAUCUGAAGAAACCGACUUCCAAGACAUAUUGCUAAAACUUUUAAGAAUGCUUCCCUUACUUGUGUCACAUCCUGCAAUGGUACCGCUCAUAGUCCAGACAAUCUUGCCAAUGCUUCAGAAGGAUGCAAAUCCAGUGUUAUAUGCUACUGCUUUGCGUCUGCUUUGCAAGACCUGGGAGAUCAAUGACCGAAUUUUUGGAAGUUUGCAGGGUUUAUUACUUCCAGAAGCUUUCACCCAGUUCAAAUGGGAGAGAAGUAUUAGUAUAAGCAUGGCUGUUAGCAUCUGGGAUGUUUGCAAAAAGAAUCCUGACAGGGGUGUAGACAUUAUCUUGUCUGUUGAGGCAUGCAUUAAGAGCACAGAUGCUACAAUUAAAGCUCUUGGUGUUCAAAGCCUUGCCCUUCUUUGUGAAGCUGAUGUGAUUGAUUUUUAUACUGCUUGGAGUGUUAUAGCAAAGCAUGUUCGGAGCUACUCCACUGACCCGGUUAUUGCAAAUAGCGCAUGCCUGAUUUUAAGAUGGGGUGCAAUGGAUGCUGAGUCAUAUUCAGAAAAUGCCACGGGUGUGUUGCAGAUACUAUGGGAAGUUGCCACAUCAAGACAUCCUUGUCAUGGGUUAUCAUGGGCAAAUGCUAGAGCAUCUGCUUUUGAGGCAUUAACUCAAUAUCAGGUACCUCAUAUCCACCAAUUCAUUCCAGAUUUCAGGGAGAAGAACAUAGAGAUGCUUGUUUCUGAGACCGACCCCAAAGUUCUUGAGGCCAUGGAGAGAUUUGAAGCAAAGAUGAUAACACACGAACACAUUACGAGGCGGAGACUGGUGAAGGAGAAAAGAGUGCCUGCCAACAAGAUUGAGAAAUUACUAGAUGUCUUUCCUCGGGUUAUUGGCAUUUCAGGAAUUAAUAGUAAAGCAGGAGAACUACCAGGUGCAGCUCUAUUUCACCUUUCUUUUAGUGUGAAAGAUGAAAAUAACCAAGGAGCAUCAAAGGUUUUGCACGAUCUACAUGCCAGAUACGAGAAUGCGUUAGUGGAGAUAGCUGGGUCACUACAGCUCUCAAGGAAUAUUAUUGUUGCACUUCUUUCACUGCAAUCCUGGAAACCAUUCAUGCAACGUUGGCUGCGGGCUUGCAUACCGUUAUUAGAUGUUAAGGCAUCCACCACUUUGAUGGAUACAACUUCCAAGGCAGCGGAUGAUAUUCUGAAGUGUAUGAGACAAAAGGCUGAUAAAUCUAUCCCUAGAUCUGCUGAGAAUAUUGGGCUAGCUGUGGGUGCACUUUGUUUGGUCCUUCCCCCAUCUGCUCAUGCUACAAAAGCAAGUGCCUCAAAGUUUCUGCUGAGUUGGUUAUUCCAGCAUGAACAUGAAUAUCGCCAGUGGUCAGCUGCAAUUUCUCUUGGAGUCAUCUCAAGUUGCUUGCACGUGACUGAUCACAAACAAAAAUUCCAAAACAUCAAUGCACUCAUUGAGGUUGCAUGUACGAGCAGAAGCACUCUUGUAAGAGGGGCUUGUGGAGUUGCUUUAGGUUAUUCAUGUCAAGAUCUUCUCACACGUUUUACGGUUGGAGAUGACUCCCAUUUGGACAAAGAAGUUCACGAGAUGCAGGAAACUGACUUACUUGGAAAGGUUGUUAGGACCUUAUGUCGGUUAAUAGAUCAAUAUGCUCAAUCUUCGACAACCACUCUCCAAAGUCUAUCUGAAUACUUCCCACAGCUACCAAAUACUACUGAUCCAGAUAUUGCUUUAAGCUCUUCUGGUAAAAGUUCUGAUUACUUGGAGGAAGAUAUAUGGGGUGUUUCAGGACUUGUCAUGGGUUUAGGAAGUUCUGUUACCGCAAUAUACAGAUCUGGGUGUAUCGAUGCGAUUAAGAAGAUAAAACACCUAAUUCUAUCAUGGAUUCCUCUUGAGAAUCCCUUGGAAGAAAACUCUGGUAUGAAUGGGAACUUGGAACUAGUUUUAUCCAUGGGGGCUUGUCUUGCGCUUCCAUUUGUAGUGUCUUUUUCCCAGAAAGCAGAACUGAUUGUUGGUGCUGAACUCGAAUAUCUUGUGAGUGGCUAUUGUGAACUUAUCAACAAACUGCUUUCUACAAAAAGUUCCGGGGCUUUCUGCCAGAGCUUGUUGAUGGCAUCUUGCGUUGGAGCAGGAAACCUUCUUGGCUGCAUUUUAAAUGAAGGGGUGCAUUCAUUGGAUGCUAAGUCUGUUAAGGAUUUACUAGAUAUGUUCAAGAAAAUCUACUCUAAUCCUCAUCCUCCUCUUAUGCAUUUGGGUGCAAUGCUUGGAGUUGUAAAUGCACUAGGAGCAGGGGCUGGGACCUUGUUUCUGCACUGCCCCUUAGCCUUCUCUCGGUCUAUUUCUGAACAGAAGGAAUCUUCUUACAUUACCGGUCCUCUAUUCUCUAGUGCUGUUAUGGAGCUCAGUUUGACAUCAUUAAUACAAGAAAUCUUUCUUGUUGCCCAAUAUUCUGAUGAUGACCAACUGCAACAGUAUGCAGCUUGGGCAGUUUCAUUUCUUAGACAUUACAUCUGGUCCAGUGAUCUCCACAAUGAGGACAGAGCAAAACCAAAUUCUGCAUCUCAAAGCUUCCCCGAUGAUAGCAUAGUCAUGAAACUGAGCCUGUGGUUGAUGAAUCUAAACUACUCUGGGGCUGCUGCCAGUUCACAUGUUAACACAGUUGCCGCUGUUUUGCGAUGCCUCACCCAUGCUCCAAGGCUGCCACAGCUUGAUUGGGGGUCAAUCAUUAGAAGGUGCAUGAGAUAUGAGGAUCAAGUUGCUCAUAUGUUACAAGAAGAUUCUGAUCAUAAGAAAGGAAAACUGAGGGAGGAAUGUUUAGUAUUCUCUUUGGUCCAUGGCAGCAACUUCAAUGCUUUGCUCACCUUCCUUGAUGAACUGUUCGACCUCUCCAGGUUCAAGAUGCUUGAAAUGAAUCUGCAGUUGUGCAUCCUUUCUCACCUGCCACAGAUGUUAAAAAUAUUCUCGGGGUCUAGGCUUGAAAAGAUAUUUGAUGACGUUGCCACCUUCAUACAGUCACCAGUUUCGUUUGACCAAAUUUAUAAUCCAGAACAGAAAAGCCUACUACGAACAUCAUGCUGGAAGGGUCUUCAUAUGUGUUUCGAUGAAGCUUCUCUCGAUUCUGAAAAACUUAUACCCAACUUCGAGAAUUGCAUGGAGGUGCUCUUUUCUUUGUUGCCACAAGUUUCAGGGUUAAAGUCGUUAGAAAUGAACAGGAAUUAUGAAGGGGAGGAGUGGUCUGAGGCAGUAAGAUGUCUAGGGAAGGUUCGUUGGGAUUGGUUAUCACAUUGUUUGCAGAUUUCAGAGAGUAGUUUCAAUCAGGGAAGCCAUCAGUUUUUGGAAGCAAAGAAAAAGGUCAUAGCUAGAGCAAGACUGGUGCAGACUGGUUCUAUUCCAUUGCUUGAACUGUCAAAACUGAAACCUUACAUACUGAACACCAGAUCUGAAGGUAUAUGGGACGUUCUGGUGGAAGUAGUAAUGGCUUUGCAAGAUGCUGAAGGAAGUAUCAAACGACAAUGGCUUGUGGAUGCAGCAGAAAUUAGCUGUGUGACUAGUUACCYUUCAACGGCUAUGCAGUUUAUGAGUUUGCUAUGUGGUUGCUCGUCCAAGUAUAUGCCUUUUUUGAUCGUUAACCCUCAUACUAUAUUGAGUGACCUACCCGUAACCCUUAGUUCUCUACUGUUAGAUGACGGUAACUGGGGUGUAGUGGCUGAACCGGUGGUUUCGCUCAUGUGGACUUCAACCAACCGUAUUCACGAUUGGGUUACAAACAACGUGAACGGCUUUUCUAACCAACAGUUGUUUGAUGAAUCAGAGAGAGAAAUCAAUGUGUUUCUGUUGAAAGUGAUGCAUCAUACUUGUGUUGCUUUGAAACACCAUUUGCCUCCUGAAAAGCAGCUUUUGCUUGCCAAUAUGAUUCUUCCCUAAAACUUGUGCUGCUGCUGGAUCAAGGCUUCAGAGUAGAAAAUUCUGUAUCUAUUCACUAAUGAAUGGUGGGGUAAGUUACGCCACUCUCUUUUAAAUAGGCAUCUAUUCACUUUGAAUGGUAGGGUAAGUUAAAAGUUUAAACCACUCGUUUUUAGAUAGAUAAUGGGUAAAUUUGCAUUUUCUGAAGGCAUUUUUGUUUGGUUCGUAUUUUUUGUUAUAAUUUGAUGGUCCACAAUGCAAAAUCUUAUGUUUUAUGACAUUUCUUGAGUCAACAAUUAACGCUU